This is a messenger RNA of Zophobas morio, 1617 nucleotides long. RefSeq names its product sialin. The record is from RefSeq and is a predicted model, not a curated record. Gene Ontology annotation, biological process: monoatomic anion transport; transmembrane transport. Gene Ontology annotation, molecular function: transmembrane transporter activity. Gene Ontology annotation, cellular component: membrane. The coding region runs from base 133 to 1542 and encodes 469 amino acids. The transcript has 4 exons. NCBI's taxonomy places the organism in Eukaryota, Metazoa, Arthropoda, Insecta, Coleoptera, Tenebrionidae.
AAGCCGUCGUUACCACACGUGUGCGACAACUCUACACCCGGCGAGCGCGAACAAAACAAAAACGUGACUGAGUGACAGAACAUUUUUAUAUUUUCUUACAAAAAAAAAAAAAAACUGACAGUAUUUAGUGAGAUGGCUUCGGCGAAGACGCGAAAAUGGUCAGACUUCCUCACAUGCAGCCGAAUCCUCAACAUCAUGGUCAUUCUCGGCUUCAUGUUCAACUACAUGCUCCGCGUCAACCUGACCAUCGCCGUCGUCGCCAUGGUCCGAAGAGAAAACGACACAAACACCUCGGACACCUUCGACUGGACCGAGCACCAGAAGAACGACAUCCUGGGGAGCUUCUUCUGGGGCUACGUGCUGACCGAGCUCCCCGGCGGCCGCCUGGCCGAGGUGGUGGGCGCGCGCCGCGUCUUCGGGGGCGGCAUGCUGGUGGCCAGCGUGCUCACGGUGCUGACGCCCGCCGCCUGCUACGCCAACUACUACGUGGUGCUGGUGCUGCGGGCGCUGCUGGGGUUCUUCCUGGGGGCCACCUGGCCGGCGAUCUUGCCCAUGGCGGCGAAGUGGGUUCCGCCCAUGGAGCGGUCCAAGUUCAUCGCCAACAUGAUGGCCAGCUCGCUGGGGGCGGCGCUCACGAUGCCCGUGUGCGGGCUGCUGAUCUCGGCGGUGGGGUGGGCGAGCGUGUUCUACGUGACGGGGGCGGUGGGGCUGGUGUGGUCGGUGGGGUGGUUCUUCUUGGUGUAUGAUUCGCCGGCGCAGCAUCCAAGAAUCUCCAUCGAGGAAAAAAUCGAAAUCGAAACUAAAAUCGCCGAAGGGUCUGGCGGCAAGGGCGUUAAACCCAGCCACGUCCCUUGGUUGAAAAUCCUGACGUCAGGACCCGUAUGGGCCAUUAUAAUAACCCACGGCUGCUCGGUUUUUUGUUACUUUACGGUCGUCAACCAGCUACCUUCCUACAUGGACCACGUGCUACACUUCAACAUCAAGAAGAAUGGGGUAUUGUCCAGCUUACCCUAUCUCGGCAAGUACGCCAUGGCCGUCAUCGCCAGCUACCUCGCCGACCGCCUCCGCCGCUCCGGCCGCCUCUCCACCACCGUGACCCGCAAGGCCUUCACCACGUUCGCCGUCCUCACGCCCGCCUUCCUCAUGAUAGUGGAGGCCUUCCUCGGCCAGGACCCCGUCGUCACGGUGGUGGUGUUCACGGCGUCGCUGUUCUUCAACGGCGCCGUCACCGCCGGCUACCUCUCCAACGGCCUGGACAUCGCGCCCAACUUCUCGGGCACCAUCUUCGGCAUGGCCAACACGCUCUCCUCGUUCGGGGGCUGGCUGUCCACGAAGAUCGUGGCCAUCCUGACGGAGGAGGAACAGACGUUCGAGCAGUGGCGGUACGUGUUCUGGAUCCUGGUGGGGGCGUACGCGGGCGGGGCGGCGGUGUAUCUGCUGCUGGGCAGCGGGGAGCUGCAGAGGUGGAACUCGGCGACGGAGGAGGAGGCCAACGGGAAGGAGAUGCAGCCGCUGAAGAAGGAGAAGGAGAUCAUCGCGUGAGGGCGAAGGGGGCGGGGGGCGGGGGUGUAUUUGUAUAUAUUGUGAUCGAUUUUUUUAAUAAAAUGACGUACCGAA